UUUUUAGAAUAGCAGUUGUAUUCCUUAUAUAGUAACUUGUUAGCAACUUACAUUUUUAAAAACACUGUAUUCAAAAUUCACGUUUGUAGUUUGAAAGUGCAUAAUUUAUACUGAAGAACAAAACGUGAAACGCUCUUCCAGUAAUGUUAAUCACAGACCCUAUUUUACUUAUUUUCGAAAAUCGACAAUGUGAAAUUUUAUUUCCGGGACUUGCUUACAAAGUGACGCCAUCACGGAAACUUUUAUUGUGAAAGAGUGACGUAUUUUUUUGUUUAACUAGGAACUGCUCGCACAUGCGCAGAACAAAGCAUUUUACCUGUCAACGACUUUAAUCAAAAAUGGUAUCAUCCGCGAAGUGUCAACGCUACCUAGACUGAUGUCAACAUUAACGCAGCUGUAUAACACAUGGCUUUACUGAAAGCAGAUAUGUGAUUUCGCCAGCGGAAUCCGGGAAAGCGUUUAUUGCUGUCAGUAUACCCACCGUCGUCGUACCUGACCGUACAUCGCUCACAACCUAUUCAUCCAUCCGUUCAUCCAUCUAUCCUUCCAUCCAUACAUUCUCCCGCGUACAAGACUAACCCUUAGCCCCUCACUGCUCAGACCUUUUCAAAAAAUCGUCGUCGACUGACAACGGUGUGAUGUUUGUACGUGACCUCGGAAUCUGCUUUUAGUCCCAUCGUGUAGGACGAUGAAUGCAGAGGAGUUGGAACUCCUCGGUGACUCGAAGUACAGGAACUAUGUGGCAGCGGUAGAUAAGGCCCUAAAAAACUUUGAGUACUCCAGCGAAUGGGCCGAUCUGAUCUCAGCACUCGGAAAGCUCAACAAGGUUUUGCAAAACAAUGGCAAGUAUCAGGUUGUGCCCAAGAAAUUGACCAUAGGAAAGCGCCUGGCCCAAUGCCUCCACCCGGCGCUGCCCAGCGGGGUUCACCGCAAGGCCCUGGAGACCUACGAAAUCAUCUUCAAGAUCAUUGGACCAAAGCGCCUGGCGAAGGAUCUUUUCCUUUAUAGUUCUGGACUCUUCCCUUUACUAUCCAAUGCUGCUAUGUCUGUGAAGCCAGUAUUACUCGGGUUAUAUGAGACCUACUACCUGCCCUUGGGGAAGACUCUUAAACCAGGCCUGCAGGGACUCCUGACUGGUGUAAUGCCUGGUCUGGAGGAGGGUUCAGAGUAUUAUGACAGGACCAAUACCCUGCUAGAAAAGGUGGCAGCAGCUGUGGAGCAGCCGGCCUUCUACAGUGCCCUGUGGGGCAGCAUCCUAACCAGCCCUGCUGUGCGUUUGCCUGGAGUGACCUUCGUUCUUCUGCACCUUAACCGAAAACUAUCUAUGGAGGACCAGCUGUACAUCAUUGGCAGUGACAUCGAACUGAUGGUGGAAGCAGUCAGCACAUCUGUACAAGAUUCCAGUGUGUUAGUGCAGAGGAGCACCCUAGAUCUUAUCCUGUUCUGCUUUCCCUUCCACAUGAGUCAGGCUACACGUCCAGACAUGAUCAGGAUUCUGUCUGCAGCACUUCAUGUUGUUCUAAGGAGAGACAUGUCCCUGAACCGUAGACUUUAUGCUUGGCUGCUGGGCUUUGAUAACAAUGGUGUGCAAGCAGGCCCUCGUAGCACCCGACUCAGUAAUCCAGAAGAGCACGUCACACACUACUUCAACACGUAUUCCAAGGACAUGCUCGUUCAGGCCAUGGUGGGGAUCUUGCAGGGGAAGGCAAGAGGAGGGGAGGAGGAGAGCAUCCUGAUGCACGACUUAAAGCCGUUUCGCAUUCUCAUCAGCCUUCUCGACAAGCCUGAGCUGGGCCCAGCAAUCUUAGAGGAUGUUCUGAUCGAAGUGUUUCGCACCUUGCACACUCAGUGCCGUGCUGAGUUGGACCUUCAGAACCAAAGCCCCUUCAGCAAAGACCAAACUCAGCUUAGCAGCAAACUCAGAGAGAACAAGAAAACAGCAGAGCUCAUUAAAACCGCCAACCUCUUGUUUAACUCCUUUGAACCAUACUACAUGUGGGACUAUAUUGCAUGCUGGUUUGAGGAGUGCUGCAGAUGGACUCAGAGCAGUCAUACCCCUGGACAGACUAUGAAGUCUGAGACACCAGCACGCUCAUUGGUUGAGUUCUGUGAGCUGGUGGACUUCUUGUUGGACAUUGUAUCUUUGCCUACUAGAAGCAUGAGGGUUAUCUGCCAGGAGACGUACAUUGAGAUCCAGACAGAGCACCUACCUCAGUUGCUGCUGCGGAUGGUUUCCGCUCUUACCACACACCUGCAGGCCCUGGGCCUCAGAGAGCUCACCCACUGUCUGCGCCUCUGCUCGAAGAUCCUCAGCAAAGUCCAGCCCCCUCUGGUGUCGCCCCUUGCGCUGCCCCCUGGUCCAUCGUCUGCCGCAACUACCCCUUCCGCUAGAGACAAAGAUGACAAAAUGACCCUACCAGUCACCCUUGAAGCCCCUGGCAGCACAGAUGUAUUUGAUGAUGGCGAGAAUGCUUCCAGCAGCCGAUUGUCAGAAAGUGGAUUUACCGAUUUCAUCCAGUACCAGGCAGACCGUGGGGACCAACCUGAUAAGAUACGACACCCUGAGGAUGAUGCAUCCAGCCCUGAAGAUGUACCUAGUCAACCCAAACCUAAACCCAAAUCUGGGCUCAGUAGUUCGGCCCACAGCAAGCCCCAGGACAAGCCAGUGAUGCAGUGCUGUCUUGAACAUUUCCAGCAGUUCCUUUCUUGCUUAGUGAGGCUUUACAUCACCCCAGGUGGUCAGACAGAGGCAGGAAAGAACUGCAAUGCAGAGAUGGACACUCUAACAGUGGUGGCUGAUAAAAAAUGGACAAGUGGUUUUGAGGAGCAGAUGUCUCAUGAACAUAUGGAGUGUCUGGCUGCAUUCACUGCUGCCUGCCAGCUCUUCUUGGAGUGCUCCAGUUUUCCAGUCUACAUUGCUGAGGGCAACCUGAAGUCCUCACCCACCAGAGAGGAGCAGGCAGGUGAGAGUGUUCAGCCAGCAGUUUGGCUUCAGACCCUGAUGGAUGCAUGCUGUUCAGCUGCUGAUUUCAGUAUUCAAGCAGUAGCUAUCUCACUUGUCAUGGACCUUGUCGGACUCACUCAGUCUGUAGCUAUGGUGACAGCUGAGCGUGUGGCAAGUCCAGACUCGAGCCAGCCAAUGAGUCCGAGCCAGGGGCGUGUUGCAGUGGUGAUUCGACCACCACUCACACCGGGUAUCUUGAAGUACAUUGCAGAGAAAACAGGUUUCUUCAAGAGUGUAGCCCUUAUCUUAUGGGAUCAGUUGGGAGAGGAGACCCCCCAGCACCACAAGCGCAGUGUGGAGCUCUUUUACCAGCUUCACAAUUUGGCUCCCUCCCCCAGCAUUUGUGAAGAUGUCAUUAGCCAGCAGCUCAUGCAUCGGGACAGGAGAAUACGUCUGGAGGCUCAUGUAAAAUUCUCAGUUCUUUGGCACCUAACCCGAGACUUGAAUAUCACCAAGUCUUCCCCUUUCAAUCGGACAUUUGACAGGUCUCUGUUUAUCAUGUUAGACAGCCUCAGUUAUUGGGAUGGCUCUGCAAGUGCUGUUGGCAGGGCCUGGUUGAACCAGGUUUUGCAGAGACAUGACAUAGCUCGUGUUCUUGAACCUCUACUACUUUUGCUGCUGCACCCUAAAACCCACCGCGUAUCCAUACAGCGGGUUCAAGCACAGCGUCACUGGAACCAGGUCUUUCCCAACACACUGGAACAAGAGUCCUCUGAGCCCAUUUACAUGAGGGAUAUGGGCUAUACUGAAAAUUAUAGCCAGAUAUCAGGGAAUGGCCACAGGGGUGUCCAAGCGUGUGGCAGAUGCCUCCCAUUGGAUGAUAUGGAACCCUUUAGCCUGACAGUCAACCCUUUGAGUGACAGUCUUUCUCUUUUGAGCCUUAGUAGCGAGAACCUGCAGCUGUGUGGCGAAUAUCAACCUCCGGAUCAGCAGGGGGAGCACCAGAGCUCAGAUUCAAGUGGCUCUCAGUCCUCUACUAUAGACAAUGGCAGCUUUGAUGAACUGGAGGGAGGUGGUAGCACUGUUAAUAUAUCUGAUCCUGUGCUUUGUCAAUCUGUUUCGUUAGAGGAGGAGUCCUUGCACAAGGCAGUUUCUGCUGUGCUUUUUGAGCUAGUGGACAGAGUGGUGCAAAUGGUGGAGAAAGAGUCCUCUGAGGCACCAUCAUCUCCUGAUGCCUGGAUUCAGACAGACUCUGACAGUUCUAACUCGUCCACCGAUACCUCUAAUGGGCCAUCCAUCACCCUUGCCCCCUUCUCCAACACCCAACCUAGAACACUCCCAGAACUGGUUGCAGGGGGAACCUUGGAGUUCCUGGCUGUGGCCUCAAUUGAUGCUUCAGGGGAAGAGGAGCGUCGGGAAGGCAUCGCUCGCCAUAGCUCCUCGCCUUCGAUUAUCACACUGCCAGACAGCGGUGGCAGUGCUGCCGCCGAGCAGAGUCUCCAGGUAGAUGACCAGCACCGCAAGCGCAGCCACAGCAGCACUCAGCUCAGCCUAAAGGGCAAGAUUAUGGAGCGUCUGGUGGACAAAUCCCCAGGGGCCAAGCCCAAAAUCAAGAAGGUCAAGAGGAAAGAUGAUGAGAGACGCAAGACCAACCAGGCUGAGAAGAGCCGGCCACCCAACAUCUUCUUUGGUGACAGUCUUGACUUGGAGAACUGGUACAGCUGUGGGGAAGGGGAAGUGUCUGAGAUUGAAAGUGAUAUAGGUUCACCCAGUGGUGGGGCUGCUAGUGGUGUGGGAGGAUCUCGCUCUUCUGGGUCACCUCGUUUUAACAUCCAUCCCCUAUACCAGCAUGUGCUGCUCUAUCUUCAGCUCUACGACUCCUCUCGGACUCUGCAUGCGCUUUCUGCCAUUGCAGCCAUGUUACGUACUUCACCAGCAGGAUUUGUGAGCGCCAUCUCCACCACCAGCAUAAACAACACAUACACCCCACAGCUCUCUCUUCUGCAGAACCUGCUAGCACGCCAUCGUGUCUCUGUCAUGGGGAAGGACUUCUACUGCCCCAUCCCGCAGGACUCGCACUCCCACUCCUUCCGAAGUGCCAUGUUCCUGGAGAUCAUCAUCUCCCUUUGCCUCUAUUUUCUGCGCAGCUAUUACUCGGCUCAUGUGGCCGCCACAUCACAGGACCUGGCAGGCAACCAUGCCAUGCAGCUGACCAGCGUGGAGGUGUUGACGCUGCUCUUCAGCGAGCUUUCUAAGGUCACUGGGGGUUCAGCCAAGGGCUUUGCAAGCUUUAUUUGUGACGUUCUGUCCAAAUGCAAGGUGCAGAAGGUAGUGCUACACUGUUUGCUUUCCACCAUCUUUAGUGUACAGAAAUGGCAUGAACACCGUGCCCGUGGCACCAAUGUGGCUGUGGUUGAGGAGGGCCUUUCAGAGGACAGUGUCAUCAAUCUGUCAGAGGACCAGUUAGACAACUGCAGUGCCAUACAGUCACAACUGUUGCGUCUGCUUCAGAGCCUGGUGGUGCUGGAGCACCGUGUGAUGAUCCCAGUGGAUGAGGGUGGUGAGGGAGGUCUGGGGUCAUCUGGGUCUAGUGGCGGACCUAAUGGUCCUGGGGCUGGUUUUGAGCUGAUUGGAGGGGAGGUAGAGCAUGUCAACCCACAACAACCUAUGACUUCCCUGCAAUACCUACAUGGGCAACCCAUUACAUCUCAGGGCAUGUUUCUGUGUGCUGUGAUCCGAGCCCUGCAUCAGCAUCAUGCAUGCAAGAUGCACCCACAAUGGAUUGGCCUUAUCACAGCCACUUUGCCAUACAUGAGAAAAGUGCUUCGGCGAGUAGUUGCAUCUGUUACGCUUCAGCUGUGCAAAAACCUUGACAACCUUAUCCAGCAAUACCGCUACGAGACGGGCCUCAUGGACACCAGGCCCCAGUGGAUGGCAUUGUGUAUCCCUCCUGACCUGAUUCUAACUGUACUAGAAGGAAUGACAGCCAUAAUCCAUUAUUGUCUGCUAGACCCAACAUCACAAUAUCACCAGCUCCAGGCAAAUGUAGAUCAGAAGCAUCUUGCAGAGGCACGUGCAGGCAUUCUCUCCAUCUUGCACACCAUCAUGUCCUCUGUAACCCUGCUGUGGGGCGUCCUUUAUCUGGCUGAUAGUUCUGACAAGCCAGCUGCAGCCUCUGCUUGUUCCACCUCCAACAUCAACCUAGGAUCCACAAAGAAUCUCAGGCAGCAAAUUCUAGAGCUGCUGGGGCCAAUCUCAAUGAAUCAUGGAGCUCACUUCAUGGCUGCUAUUGCUUAUGUGUGGAAUGAAAGGAAGCAGGCUAAAACUCCAUCCAGGAACAAGGUAAUUCCCACAGCUAGUGAGGAACAGCUUCUCCUUGUGGAACUUGUUCGUUCAGUAAGUGCCAUGCGAACUGAGACUGUGAUACAGACAGUGAAGGAAGUCCUCAAGCAGCCCCCAGCCAUCGCCAAAGAGAAGAAGAAUCUUUCCCUGGAGGUCUGCAUGCUUCAGUUUUUCUAUGCCUAUGUGCAGAGUAUUCCAGUCUCUAGUCUGGUUGAUAGCUGGCCAUCACUCUUGGCAUUGCUGAAGGACUCUGUGCAGCUCGGUCUGCCUGCUCCAGGACAGUUCCUCAUACUAGGAGUAUUGAAUGAGUUUAUCCUGAAGAAUCCCACCCUGGAAAGCAAGAAGGACCAGCGAGAGCUACAGGAUGUGACCCAUAAGAUCGUAGAGGCCAUUGGCACGAUUGCAGGCUCAUCCUUGGAACAGACCACAUGGUUGAGGAGAAACCUGGAGGUCAAACCUUCCCCUCAAAUCAUGGUGGAUGGGGCCAGUCUGGAGGCAGAUGUAGAAGAUCUAAUGCUCACAGUGAUGGAGGCCUCCAGCUUCACUCCAUCUGUGUACAGUGUUCACGCCCUCACCUUGCUGGCUGAGGUGCUGGCUCAUCUAUUAGAUAUGGUCUUCUACAGUGAUGAGAAGGAGAGAGUGAUUCCUCUGCUGGUCAACCUUAUGCAUUAUGUUGUGCCCUACCUGCGCAACCAUAGUGCUCACAAUGCCCCCAGUUAUCGUGCAUGUAUCCAGCUGUUGAGCAGCCUCAGUGGAUAUCAGUACACCCGGAGAGCCUGGAAGAAAGAAGCUUUCGACCUGUUUAUGGACCAUACAUUUUUCCAGAUGGACUCCUCUUGCGUCAGCCACUGGAGAGCAAUCAUAGACCACCUGAUGACUCAUGACAAAACCACAUUCAGAGACCUGAUGACCCGAGUUGCCGUGGCUCAGAGCAGCUCUCUGAGUCUUUUCACCAAUCGAGAUGCAGAGCUUGAACAGAGAGCCAUGCUACUCAAACGACUGGCCUUCACCAUCUACAGCAGUGAGGUGGACCAAUACCAGAAGUACUUGCCAGACAUUCAAGAGCGUCUUGUGGAGAGCCUACGACUCCCUCAAGUGCCCAUCCUCCAUGCUCAGGUCUUCCUCUUCUUCAGAGUGCUGCUACUGCGCAUGUCGCCCCAGCACCUGACCUCACUCUGGCCCACUAUGAUCACUGAGUUGGUUCAGGUGUUCUUACUCAUGGAACAGGAACUCACUGCAGAUGAGGACAUCACCAGGACCUCAGGCCCCUCGGUUGCAGGGCUCGAGACAACAUACUCGGGGGGCAAUGGUUUCUCUACCUCCUACAACAGCCAGCGCUGGCUCAACCUCUACCUGUCUGCCUGCAAGCUGCUGGACCUGGCCCUCGCUCUGCCCUCUGAGAGUCUGCCUCAGUUCCAGAUGUAUCGCUGGGCUUUUGUCCCUGAAGCAUCGGAUGACUCUGGUCUGGAGGUCCGCAGACAGGGGACCCAUCAGAGAGAGUUCAAGCCCUAUGUUGUCAGACUGGCCAAGCUGCUGAGAAAAAGGGCCAAGAAAAAUCCAGAGGAAGACUGCUCCACACGGACUCUGUCCUGGGAGCCCGGACAGCUCCUGCUCACCCUUUAUGUGAUCCGCAGCAUGGAGCAGCUACUCCCUUUCUUCAACCUUCUCAGUCAGGUGUUCAGCAGUAAAGGCAACAGCCGUUCAGGACCAUAUCACAGCCCUACUCCCAGAGACAGCCCAUUCGCUAGCAAGGAUGGCAAGCUGGAGAGCCAGAAAGUCUUCUGGAGCCGGGCCAGACAGAACAUUGAGGAAAUGGUUGAGAAGGACUUCCUUGAGGGACUCAUCAAAACGUGACCUGACAUGAACAAAAAGUGAAACUAUUGAGCAAAAACACUAACACCUCACCUUUUAAAAAAAAAAUGGAAGAGAACAAAAAAAAAAGAAGUUUGUACAUUUUUUGCUUUUCUAAUUAAUGUAUUUUCCCCCCAAAAGCUAUACUAUUUAAUUUAAAGUCUUUUACUUGUAAAUAUGGCCAGCUGUGAGGAUUUCUUUCAUUUGUUUGAGCCUAUAGGAUAGUAUGAUGAUACUGUGCCAUUCCAUAUUGUGGUGACUUACCUAAUAAAAGAGACAUAUCAUGUGAAUUUAAAACAUUUUUGAAUUCCCUCAUCCACAGAAAGGCUUGUAGCAGACCUCAUAUCCGUAACUAACUGAUCAAACUUGCACUAAUAUUUAUUUCCUUUUGGAUUAGAUUUCAAUUGUCAACAAAAACCUUUUGUGUAAGGGAAAGAAAAUGCAUAUACGUGGACAGUUAAAAGUAAUGUUACUUUGAAAAUGUUCAAAGCCAUAAUGGAAAAAAUAUUACAUACUGCAUAUCAGAGUAAGUGGGAGAGAAGAAAUAAAACAGACAUGUUCCACGUC
Ctenopharyngodon idella (grass carp) is the source of this 8704-nucleotide messenger RNA. It is a transcript of the gene dop1a, whose product is annotated as DOP1 leucine zipper like protein A. Gene Ontology annotation, biological process: Golgi to endosome transport. Gene Ontology annotation, cellular component: trans-Golgi network; endosome. Bases 689 to 8140 code for a protein of 2483 amino acids. The transcript has 38 exons. The record is from RefSeq and is a predicted model, not a curated record. NCBI's taxonomy places the organism in Eukaryota, Metazoa, Chordata, Actinopteri, Cypriniformes, Xenocyprididae.